AUGCACGGCGUGAUUGGCGAAGAUAUUGCCGCUCGAAACUGUUUGCUCUCUGGAACGGUAGUCAAAUUGGCCGAUUUCGGGAUGUGUCGUGCCACUCUCGUUUAUAAAAUUGACCUUUCAAAACCGCAAAAUGUCCGAUGGCUUGCACCCGAGGUUUGGCGUUCUGGCGAAACAAGAUUCUGCACGGAUGUGUAUGCAUUUGCAAUAACAUUAUGGGAAUUAUUUACAAUACCGUAUGUUCAUCCGUACACCAACUGGAAAGCGUACAAAGUUAAGGAAAAGGUAAUGGCUGGCUAUCGAAUGCCAAGUCCGAACGAUAUGCCGGAAUUGGUGAGCACAAUAAUGCGGCGGUGCUGGAGCCAUGAUCCUGCAAAACGACCAACUGCCAAGCAAGCACGAGAUUUUCUGGAGGAUGUUAACAAGGUUAAUUUUUCAGUUUCGUUUCUGCGAGUAUUAGAUUUCUAA
This is a messenger RNA of Gongylonema pulchrum, 465 nucleotides long. Lineage: Eukaryota; Metazoa; Nematoda; Chromadorea; Rhabditida; Gongylonematidae. The record is from the annotation of a GenBank genome assembly.